AUGACGACUAUGGAUCUGCGCGUCGGUAACAAAUACCGCAUUGGCCGCAAGAUCGGCAGCGGUAGUUUCGGUGAUAUCUACCUUGGCACCAACAUCAUUUCCGGCGAGGAGAUCGCUAUCAAGCUCGAAAGUGUCAAGGCCAAGCACCCCCAGCUCGAAUACGAGGCCCGUGUCUACAAGUCUCUGGCCGGUGGUGUCGGGAUUCCUUUCGUGCGUUGGUUCGGUACCGAGUGUGACUACAAUGCUAUGGUCAUCGACCUGCUCGGUCCCAGUCUGGAGGACCUUUUCAACUUCUGCAACCGCAAGUUCUCGCUGAAGACGGUGCUCCUUCUCGCCGAUCAGCUCAUCUCUCGUAUCGAGUACAUCCACGCCAAGUCUUUCAUCCACCGUGAUAUCAAGCCCGACAACUUCCUCAUGGGUAUCGGCAAGCGAGGUAACCAGGUCAACGUGAUCGAUUUUGGUCUGGCCAAGAAGUACCGCGACCCGAAGACUCACUUCCACAUUCCCUACCGCGAGAACAAGAACCUCACCGGAACUGCUCGUUACGCCAGUAUCAACACUCACUUGGGUGUCGAGCAGUCCCGCCGUGAUGACAUGGAGUCUCUCGGCUAUGUCAUGCUCUACUUCUGCCGUGGUACUCUGCCCUGGCAGGGCCUGAAGGCUGCUACCAAGAAGCAGAAGUACGACCGUAUCAUGGAGAAGAAGAUGACUACCCCUACCGAGGUUCUGUGCCGUGGUUUCCCCAACGAGUUCUCCAUCUACCUCAACUACACUCGUUCCCUGCGUUUCGAUGACAAACCGGAUUACUCAUACCUCCGCAAGAUCUUCCGCGACCUUUUCGUUCGCGAGUCCUUCCAGUAUGACUACGUCUUCGAUUGGACCGUCUACAAGUAUCAGAAGAAUGCCGCCAUGAUCGUGGACGCCAACAAGAAGGACAAGGAGGCCGAGGAGCAGCAGCGCCGCCAGGGUGUUGCUGCUGCUGCACCCAUGGGUACUCCGGGUGCUGCCGCCAAGCCCGGUGCUAUCUCCAGCCAGCGCCGCAAGGUCAUCGAACGUGGAACUCUUGACAACACCCCGGACACCAACCGUGCUGUCGGAGGGAGUGACAGGAUGUGA
This is a messenger RNA of Aspergillus fijiensis CBS 313.89, 1116 nucleotides long. Its product is annotated as casein kinase 1 family protein. Gene Ontology annotation, molecular function: protein serine/threonine kinase activity; ATP binding. Gene Ontology annotation, cellular component: nucleus; cytoplasm. Gene Ontology annotation, biological process: signal transduction; endocytosis; peptidyl-serine phosphorylation. The coding region runs from base 1 to 1116 and encodes 371 amino acids. Lineage: Eukaryota; Fungi; Ascomycota; Eurotiomycetes; Eurotiales; Aspergillaceae. The record is from RefSeq and is a predicted model, not a curated record. The transcript is spliced from 3 exons.